GUCUAUCAACAUGCAUCCUAAUAAUCGUCCUUGGAUAUGCCAACUCCACGGGCACUGAAAACUAUAUAAUAUAUAAUACAACUGCAUCGGAAGCUGAUUUGGAUUUGGGCAACCAUUUUCGGAGGCGUGUAUACAAUAUGGUUGAUAUGGUGCCAUGGAAUGCACAUGUUAAAACUUGGGUUGAUGUCGGACUAGUGGUUGGGCAUAAGCCAUUGACAUGGCUGAUGGAUGUCGCCAACGAGUUGGACGAAUAUAAUGAUUAUAAUAAAUGGAAACAAGCUCUAUGGAAAAAAUUAGGAGAAAAAUUUAAGAUCUAUUCAAAAGUUGCAAUGCGAAAAUUUGUUGUCUAUUUGAAUACUAAAGUUAUGACAGUAUAUCGCGAAAACAUGAGGAGAAGGAAUACGAGGACCACAAUGCCUCUGGACUACGAAGAGAAGGAAGACUACUCGUAUGCAGGCGAAAAAUCCGUCUGAUUUUAAUGAUAAUUUCACAAC
This is a messenger RNA of Drosophila hydei, 494 nucleotides long. RefSeq lists its product as uncharacterized. The record is from RefSeq and is a predicted model, not a curated record. NCBI's taxonomy places the organism in Eukaryota, Metazoa, Arthropoda, Insecta, Diptera, Drosophilidae. The transcript is spliced from 3 exons. The coding region runs from base 138 to 473 and encodes 111 amino acids.